Molecule: messenger RNA, 6103 nt
Organism: Stylophora pistillata
Lineage: Eukaryota; Metazoa; Cnidaria; Anthozoa; Scleractinia; Pocilloporidae
Product: low-density lipoprotein receptor-related protein 4
Source: RefSeq, a predicted model, not a curated record
GCAACUAUGCAGUGGAGUAAUGCGGUCUACGAGAUGAAUUUUAGCCGGGCGCAAGGAUAUGGGAAAACUGUUCUGGUUAUCUUUUUCAGUUCGAUCCAUCAAAAUCACAAGCUUUUUCAAUUAACACGCGGGUCGAAUACUUUCCUUCUGAAGAUCUGCAGAAUGUGAAACUACUCUCUUGGGAAUGUGCACAGGCGUGCAACAUGCGUUUUUGAAGUUGACCUAAUAUCUUUUAAAGUGUUAAUUUCCAGUAUACAUUUCCAUCGGUUUUGCACUAUUCAGUUAUUUCAAAAUCUAAGCCAUGGGUUUACUUUUGCUUUUCUGAAUUUGGAUCCACUGGCAAAGUUUCCUCUACCCUCUGAUUCUGCUUGUGUCAUUUAGAGGUAUGUCACCAUCAGAUUAACACUCUCACUAUAAUUGUUAUGCCUUGAAUGAAGUGUCGGGACAGACACUUGUUUUUUUUUUCAUCGUACCUAUGACCUUGGAAUGAACUUGCUACUGACUAAGACCUUUUGAUAAUCGAUCAGUAACUUUCAUUUAUGAUUAAAUGGGUUCAACAUUUCGUACUUCUCGCUGCAAAUAAUGAAUUGCAGUUCAGGUGCCGUGUAUUUUUUUAAAUAUUAGGACUCUAAAUAUGCUCUCUUCUUUGACCUCUAUAAUUCUCAGAAUUCAAUAUGUUUUUAAGUGUUGUUGUUGACUCAACCAUGUCCGCGGCAGUUUUGUUUUCUUUAUUUACCUCUCACCUUGGGCAUUUUCCUCUGAAAGUGAACAAUGACAAUUGAAAUGUUAUGAUUGAAUUUUUUGUACUUGAUUUUCAUCAGGAAUUGCCACUUGUCGAUAUGUCGUAAUAUAAGUGUCAUAAAAUUAACCGUGCACUAACAGUUUUCGUGCACUUAAAGACAGUUGAAGCGAUUAUGUUAAUCUGUGUUUCAGAUGUUUCAAAUUUCCGUUGGAUUGUCUUUUUUAGCGGAUCCGUAUCACAACAAUAAAUAUGCGUCAUUGAUCAAGUGAAAGGUCAGGAUGAUUUGCUGAGAACAGCGAAUGAUUUACUUUGGCUGAAUUCAAGACUUGUGGAGUGGUAAUAUCGUGAUGACAUGCUCUGCGCUCUUGUACCUCAAGUAAAAGCCUGUAAUUGACUUCAGUGAUUAGUGAUACCGCAUUAUAUUUUGAGUAUAGCUUCGUUUCUUAGGUAUUUGAAAACCGUCACCUACAUGUGUUAUUAACGUUUUUUAAAACCAAAUAGCUGCGAUUUCAGUGAGUUGGACCUGAAGGAAUGUAUUCUGGCAUGAUGGCUGAUCGUGGUUUACUUACAGUUAUGAUUUUCGCUACGCUGUCUAUCAGUCAAGGCGUGGAAAAUUGUUCUGAGCCGUGUCUUAUAUACACUGCUGAGAACAGAAUUGACGCCAUUGAGUUAGCUUCCUCCAGAGUGGUCAAACUUGUAUCCAAUCUUACGUUCCCAGUCAAUCUCGAUGUCCAUGUAAGCGAAAGAACACUUUAUUGGAGCGACUCCAAUCAACGGGUCAUCAAACGUAUGAACAUGUCCAGCGGUGUCACCAAGGACAUUAUUACAGAGGACCAUGGAAAUGUCGGCGACCUUGCUGUGGAAUGGGAAAGUCGCUUACUAUACUGGACAGAUACGUUUUACCGCAGGAUUGAAGUUUCUUCGUUAGACGGCUCUAAAAGAAAGGUGCUUUUAGCCGAGUCCUCGAGCUAUCCAGCUGGAAUAGCGGUGCACCCGAAGAAAGGAUGGAUGUUUUGGACAGACGUGGGGCUAACUACCAAGAUUGAACGAGCAAACCUGGCUGGCUUUGAGCGAACUGUCCUGGUCGAUCUCACCAAAUCAUCUCAGUUCUGGCCUUAUGCUAUUUGCGUAGACUAUACCAAUGAUCGCAUCGUUUGGGUUGAUGCCUUUAGUAGUGUAGUUGAGUCGGCUGACUUGCAGGGAGGAAGUCGACGGAUGGUGGCAUCUCAAGUGUCCAUGCAUCCUCGUGACUUGAUUCUCUAUGGCGACACGUUUUACUGGAGCGACUGGAGAGAAGAUGCUAUCGAGAUGCUUAACUGGACAACAGGCGAUUACUUAGGAAACUUCAGCGCUGUGAUUUCCGGCAAUUUUUAUGGUCUCAGUCUACUUGAUAAAUCAAGAGAAGCAGCUUCAGCAGAAAAUCAGCUUUGUAAGAUAGACAACGGCGGCUGUAGUUACUUGUGCCUUUUGACGCCCAACGGAUCUUUGUGCGCCUGUCCUGAUGGCAUUCCUUUGUCGACUGAUGGAAAAGGCUGCCUUCCAGUUUCAGACAUUAAAAGAUUUCUUCUCUUUGCUGAGGGAUCAAACCUCAGACAAAUGGCUUUCAACGCAACGUCGUCGCGCCGAAUCUCUCUGAAAAUACCAGCGUCACAACCUAUAGCACUGGAUUUUGAUUUUGUGGAAGAAAAAGUCUACUGGACAGACGUAUCACUGGGAACAAUUUCCAGGGCGUAUCUCAAUGGAUCAUCUCAGGAGACUGUGGUCACAGGUGGAAUUAAGAGCCCGUAUGGACUUGCUGUAGAUCCGUUUGGUCAGAAUAUUUACUGGACAGACAGUGCGGUGGGAGUUAUUGGUGUAGCAUCCACAGAUGGACACUACAGACGAGUACUCAUUAGUGAUAAUUUGCAAGAUCCAAGGGAUAUCAUCUUGGACGUCACUAGAGGAUACAUAUAUUGGACAGACUGGGGAUGGAACGAAAAGAUUGAGCAAGUUGAUAUGGAUGGCACAAACAGAAGAGUAAUUGUUCGUUUAGGGCUGUUUUAUCCGAACGGUCUUACCCUGGAUUUUCAGAGGAAUUGGUUAUACUGGAUCGAUAAUUUUCGUGGAGAAUUGGAAGUGUACGAGAUUCCCUCCAACACAAGACGAACCAUAAUCAACUCAUAUGGGGAACCAUUUCUUAAAUCUCCACUGGGGCUGACACUAUACGAGAGUCAUUUCUUUUGGACUGAUCAGCGUCUUAAUGGAGUAUAUCAAGCGGACCGAGACACAGGAAGAAACGCUUCAAAAGUCCUAUCUACUUUCUCUCAGCCAGGGUUAAUUCAUGCGUACGAUAAGAACAUGAAUAUUACUCCAGUAACGGAUGAGUGCGCCGACAAAAAUGGUGGAUGCGAUCAGCUCUGCCUACUUUCACCCCGUGGGAAAAAAUGUCUGUGUUCUGUGGGGUUCAAUCUUCAAGAUGACGGAAAAGGUUGUGGAGCUCAAAGAGAGAUCCUGCUUUAUGUAGAUUACUCAACUGACCAUAUAAUGAGGGUCUCUCCGCACGAUUCUGGAUCACGUAAUCGAUUGCCGUUUUCAAACAUCAAUAGUCCUAUCGCGCUGGACUAUGAUAAAGUAGAAGACAGAUUGUAUUGGACUCAGUAUGGGAAGAUCUCCCGCGCAUUUCUUAACGGUUCUUCGCAAGAGAUCAUUACUGACACGAACUUGUAUAACACGUACGGACUAGCUGUGGACAGUGUCGGAAGAAAUCUUUACUGGACCAAUGCAGGAAAAAGUAUGUUGGAAGUCUCUAAACUGGACGGUUCUCGUCGGAUGGCUCUUAUGACACAUAACAUAAAUCAACCCAGGGACAUAAUUUUGGAUGUUUAUAAGGGAGUGAUGUACUGGACAAACCAGGGGAGUAACCCAAAAAUCGAGAAGGCUGAAAUGACAGGUAGAAAACGUGUCGUUAUCGUUAACUCAGGACUGUCUCGGCCAAACGGUCUCACACUUGACAGAAAGAGAAACCGCUUGUAUUGGCUCGAUGGUGGAUACCGAAAUUUAGAAUAUCUGGAUUUUAAUCAAAAUAAGAGAGUGGUGCUAUUAAGCCAUUCUUACAACCUAUAUUAUUCCUUUGGUUUAACUAUUCUCGGAGAUUACUUGUACUGGACCUCGACCUGGUAUAGUUCAAGGGGUGUUUAUCGAGCCGAUAAAGAGACUGGUAAUGGUAUUACCAAGUUCAUCAGCAGCACUGGAUGGCUUCAGGGCAUUCGUGGAUACAACCUUAGUGAGCCCUUUACAACAGGAAACUCUUCUUGCCUUGGCAAUUGCAGUCAUAUUUGUUUGUUGUCUCCUAAUGGAAGUGAAUGCGCAUGCCCGGGUCAUUUUACCCUUGGAGAAGAUGGGAAAACAUGUGAACAUGACAUUCCUGAGAAGAUACUACUUUUCGCUGAUGCUAGUCGGAGUCAAAUAUAUACAUUGUCUCUAGACGAAUCAAACACGAGCGCCAAAUUAUUACCUAUGACACAUCAGAUGUAUUAUCCUGUGGCACUUGAUUUCGACAUUACAGAAGAUAGAAUAUAUUGGACGGAAUCAUCUUGGCCGACUACAAUAUCUAGGGUGUUCAUUAAUGGGUCGUCGCCAGAGACUGUCAUUUCUAAAGGUGUUAAAUAUCCCUAUGGGCUGGCGGUUGAUCCAGUGGGAAGAAACAUCUAUUGGACUGAUCGUGCCCUCGGCAAAAUUGAAGUUAGCAGAAUGGAUGGAUCAAUACGAAAAACUCUGAUUUCCCGAGAUCUAGAUAGUCCAAGAGAUAUAAUCGUGGAUCUCGACGGAGGUUUGAUGUAUUGGUCCGACUGGGGUACAAGCCACAAAAUUGAGGUCGCUGGUAUGGAUGGAAAUAACAGAAGUACACUUGUUAAAAGAGGGCUUUACUCGCCAAACGGGCUAACUUUGGAUAGUGCAAAUAAGAGACUGUACUGGGUAGACGCAUGGUUCCACGUGUUGGAAUACUACGACUUAGAGCGUCAUACGAUUACAACAGUGCUUCAAGACAGAAAUAUUUUAUGGAACCCAUUUGGUUUGACAUUAUUCGAAGAUUACAUUUACUGGACCGAUUCAAGUCUGGGUGUUGUUUACCAGGCGCCAAAAGACUCUCCGUCAAACGCAACGGCCCUCGUUAACAGUUUAUGGAGUCCAAGGGAUAUACAUGCGUAUGACAGGAAUCAGUCUUUACCAGACCAUCCCUGUUCCUUGUCCUUUGGUGGAUGUUCCCAUCUCUGCCUUCUGAGACCAAAUGGAUACAAAUGUGCAUGCCCUGAUAAUCUCAAAUUGUCGAAAGAUGAGAAAACAUGCAUCCCACAAACAUACAUUUUCCAGAAAUUUCUGCUGUUUGCUGAUUCUUGGCAUGCACAAAUAUUCAUUCUCGAUUUGGAUGAUUCCAAUCUUUUGGUCAAAGUUCUGCCGAUAGGAGCCUUCAUGUAUAGACCACAUGCACUUGGAAUGGACAUUGCAGACAAUAGAGUCUACUGGACAGACGUUAGCCUAAACAGUAUCAGGAGGGCAUUCAUCAAUGGAACAUCACCAGAAGUUGUCGUUUCUGUAAACGUGUCUAACCCUGCUGGACUUGCUGUCGACCCAGUGGGAGGAAACAUCUAUUGGAGUGACACUGUCACCAAAAGGAUCGAAGUCAGCAGAAUGGACGGAGCCAUGAGGAAGGUAUUGAUAGACAAGGAUCUAGACCAACCAAGGGAUAUAGUUCUUGAUACUUCCAAAGGGUUUAUAUACUGGUGUGAUAGGGGUACCGUGCCUAAGAUUGAAACGGCUAACAUGGACGGAAGUAGUCGGCGAAUAUUGGUCAAAAGAGCAUUAUACUGGCCAAGCGGUCUCACUUUAGAUGAAGCAAAUAAUCGGCUCUACUGGGUAGACUCAUACCUUCAAAUUUUUGAAUACUAUGAUUUUAAACGUCAUACUGUAACAACUGUGAUCAAAGAUGGAUAUAAACUGCCUUAUCCAUUCGGUUUGACGCUGCUCGAAAGUCACUUGUAUUGGACGGAUUGGAGCUCACGCGUUGUUUAUCGAGCGGAACAGAAGACACUUUCAAAUAGGACAGUUGUUGUCAGUGGCCUUGGUCAACCCAUGGAUAUACACGCGUAUGACAGAAGCAAACUUCUCCCAGCAGAUCACCCUUGUUCUAAGUCCUAUGGUGGGUGUUCUCACUUGUGCCUUUUAAGACCGGAUGGUUAUAGGUGCUCCUGUCCAGACUAACUGCAACCCAGUGAAAAUUGCUCUACUUCUGUCCACCUCUAUUCUCCACCUUCUUCAAGUGCGCCUCAAGCCACAACUUUACCGACCACCACUCAGCAGUCAUCCACCAGACACCAAUCGACU